Messenger RNA from Racocetra fulgida, 464 nucleotides. The record is from the annotation of a GenBank genome assembly. Lineage: Eukaryota; Fungi; Glomeromycota; Glomeromycetes; Diversisporales; Gigasporaceae.
AUAUGAGUUUAGAAUUAAGUAAUAAUGAUGAAGAUAGCGACAAUGAGGAUGAUUUAGAAAAUGAUGAUAACACUUAUUCACAAGCCCCUUCAUCACCACCUGAUCUUGAUCAAAUAGAAAAGCAAUUUAAAAUUGCUAUUUAUGAUUCUUUGAAUAAAUAUUGGUAUGAUUUUCGUGAAGUUGGAUUGGUAGCUACCCUUUUAGACCUCCGGACCAAAAGAAUAUCUGCAUUUACAAACAGAGAAAGAGAAAAGGCUGAAACAAAAUUAAGAAAUGAAUUUAAGAAUUUACAAUGUAUUAAUAAUAUUAGCAAUGAUCAACCAGUGCAACAAACAUUGUCAACAGUUACUGAAAUAAUGCAAAAUCUAUUUUUUGAAAGUAUUUUUGGAGUACAGGGUCAAGAAGAUAUACUUUUGGAUAAGGUGGCACGAUAUCUGAAGAUUACCUCUAUUAAUAAUUAUAAU